GGUGUGGAUGAAUAAGCAGCCAGGAGCUGGAUCUGGCAUCAGAGCAGUGUGGAGCAUAUUCUGCUGCAUCUUUCGCUUCAGGCCUGUCUGGAAAGAGGUGGUGGAAGGAAAAAGUGCUAUUCUCAUCGGCAUGAGCCAGUGGAACUCAAAUGACCUUGUUGAGCAGAUAGAAACAAUUGGGAAGCUGGAAGAAAAUCAAGUGUUUGUAAAAAUUGCCAGCUCACAGGAGAAGUGUGAGUUGACAGGGAUGUGGUAAGCUACCUGUUAAGAAAGAGAGGACCAAGCACUGAAUUUGCUGCAGGAAUGGAAGAACUGCUAGCGACAGAGAUCUGCUGUCAUUCCUUUUACAUUGUUUUCCUUCCUGAUGGCCAGGUCUGGUUAUUGGCAGAGGGAAAGAUAAACUGUUCCCAUGUCACGAGGCUGCCCCUUUCUUUUUGUUGGUCUAUGUGCCGUGUUCUCCCCAGCCACCUGCCUUCAGCAUUAGAGUGAAGAAUCUGUGUUUUGUUCAUCAGGCUUUCUACAGGAAAAGCAACGUGAAUUAUAUCAUGCCUCAUUAAGAAAACAAAGGUUACCUGCACAAGGCAGUAUUGAAAUACAUGAGGACAGUGAGACCACAUCACUUCACCUUCCAUGGUAGAUUGUUGUCUGUGUAUGCAUGCAUUCACGUGCUCAUAAAUGUAUUUAUGAGAUUUAUGGCUGUCAGCUCCAGUACAAUUUUUACUCUUUCAGUAAAUGUCUGGGAAGUAGUUCAACACCAGAAAUGCAAAACUCGUGUGCUAAUUCUGAUCCUACAUGGAGGGAAUAUCUUGGACAAUGGGGGAGAGGAUCAAAGCAGCAAGCUGGCAGACAUCAACACCUUCUGUUCUGUCUUUGAGAAGGUGACACAAGACCAUUUCCCUGCUGCUUUGGGCCACAUCUUAAUCAGACUUGUUCCCUGCCCAGCAAUCUGUUCAGCAGCUUUCUCUCUUGUUUCCAACAUGUUCUACUUUAGCCUGAAUCCUUACAGCUAUGAUGAAAGCUGUCUGAGCAGCAGUGAAGACCACAUCCCGCUGGCUGCGCUGCCCUUGCUGGCUGUUUCAUCCCCUCAGUACCAGGACGCAGUUGCCAUGGUGAUCAGUAGAGCAAACCAAGUUUACAAUGACUUUCUCAAAUCUACAGAUGGAGUUGGGUUUAAUGGGCAGGUGUGUCUCAUUGGUGACUGCAUUGGAGGCAUUUUGGGGUUUGAUGCCAUUUGCUGUAAUACUAACAGAACUGAUGAGAGUCAGAACAGUAGCAGGAGAGGAAGCAUCAGCAGCAUCCAGGAUAAUCCCCUUUUAACGGAGGACUCCAGUCUGGGUGGCAGAAAACACCUGAGCAAAAGCAAUAUUGACAUCUCAGAAAUCAUGGAGGAUGAAGAGCCCAGACAGCUGUUGCCUAGGAAGCAGAGUGACUCCUCCACCUACAACUGUGAUACUAUAACAAAUCAUCAUGCUUUCCUGUCUAGCAUCUGCUCAAGUGUGCUGAAAGAUGACGCAGACUUUCUUCCUGCGAAUUCCAGUCUCUCAGAUGUAAACCUGGGCCGGUUUGAUUUUGAGGUGUCUGAUUUCUUCCUCUUUGGAUCACCACUUGGUUUGGUGCUGGCCAUGAGGAGUACUGUUCUGCCAGGUCUGAAUGUUUGUCAGGUUCGCCCAGCCUGCAGCCAGGUGUACAGUUUCUUUCACUCUGCUGACCCAUCUGCCUGCAGACUUGAACCAUUGCUGGAGAAAAGAUUUCAUCUCCUGCCUCCAUUCAGUGUUCCACGAUACCAGAGAUACCCACUGGGGGAUGGAAGAUCUCAUCAGUUAGGUGAUGCUAUCCAGAACUACAGUGCUCUGUUCCUUGAGAGCAGCUCUUUGAACAUAACUCACUCUCAGGAGAGUUCUGAACCUAUGAACACAUCUCAGAAACAAGAGAGAAGGUUGAGCUUGGCCAGCACAAACAGUGAAAACUCAGGAUCAGCAGAGAGCUUGUCAUCAGCAUGCCUCACCAACAUUACUGCUAAGUGGUGGGGAACAAAGCGAAUUGAUUAUGCCUUGUAUUGUCCAGAUGUCCUGACAGCAUUUCCAACUGUGGCCCUGCCACAUCUUUUCCACGCCAGCUACUGGGAAUCAACAGACGUCGUGGCAUUCAUUUUAAGACAGGUGAUGAGAUAUGAAAACGUAAAUUUCAAAGAAAAUGAUAGCCUGGAUCCCGCAACGCUAAGCCCGUCCAAUCCACGAGAAAAAUGGCUGCGCAAAAGGACACAUGUCAAAUUGAGAAAUGUGACUGCUAAUCAUCGGGCGAAUGAUGUAAUUGCUGCAGAAGAUGGUCCUCAGGUACUUGUUGGGCGCUUUAUGUAUGGACCUCUGGACAUGGUAGCUUUAACAGGUGAAAAGGUUGAUAUCUUCAUAAUGACUGAACCAUCUUCUGGUAGGUGGGUCUAUUUUGACACAGAGAUAUCCAACAGCAGUGGCCGGAUAUCCUACAGUAUACCCAAACAGAAGAGACUGAGAGUUGGUGUAUAUCCCAUCAGAAUGAUUGUCAGAGGGGACCAGAGCAGCGCCACAAGCUACCUGACUGUGCUUCCCCGAGGAAUGGAAUGUGUUGUGUUCAGCAUUGAUGGUUCAUUUGCAGCAAGUGUUUCAAUAAUGGGAAGUGACCCCAAAGUCCGAGCUGGGGCUGUCGAUGUUGUGAGACAUUGGCAGGACCUAGGAUAUCUGAUUAUCUAUAUUACUGGCCGUCCAGAUAUGCAAAAGCAGCGUGUGGUUUCAUGGUUAUCUCAACACAACUUCCCUCAAGGAAUGAUCUUCUUCUCUGAUGGACUUGUUCAUGACCCACUGCGACAAAAGACUAUUUUUCUAAGGAAUCUCAUGCAAGAGUGCCACAUCAAAAUCUGUGCUGCAUAUGGUUCGACAAAGGAUAUUUCCGUUUACAAUGUCUUAGCUCUGUCGCCAUCCCAGAUCUACAUAGUUGGGCGAUCGACAAAGAAAUACCAGGCACAAUGUCAACCUCUGCAGCUAGGAAGAGCUUGCACAAGGUAUACCAGAGAGCAUACUCCACCUUCCUCCAGUCAGUUCACUGCUUGCACAGUCUGUGGAAGUUUUGAAGCCUCUCCACAGAAGAGAAACAGACAGAAGCUGUAUAUUACAGAGAAGCACUUACACUUGAUCUGCCAAACAGAAGAAGCAGAAGUGAAACUGUGAAACACCAAGCCGUUAUUUCAGUGGAUGCUGGUGGUAGUGCAGGUCAGUACAACGUGGGCCACGCCUGAAAGCGCCACUUCUUUGAAUUGUUGACGUAUAUCCAGUUUUAAAUUACUGUAUUAAACAAAAACUAACAACAGCUGUAAUCAGUGGCCAUUUUAGACUUCUCAAGAUUUGAGAUACUGUGAAAACACACAUUUACACUGUGGCAUCUUUGUGUAACUACUGAAAGCAACCUUAAGUGAUGCUUUGUUUCUGCUUUCACAGCACAAUUGUAAUUUGUUUUUAAACAAUGGCUGUGUUUAUUCAAUUAAAAAAGUACUUGUAUUCGCUAGUGCACUUGGAACAGGUUCUUGUUUGACAAAUUACACCUAUUUAGUUUUGUGGCAUGACGUAUAUCUAUUCUGCAUAAAAAUUUUGUCAAGUGUAAAAUUGACAUGGUAUUGAUCAUUCCUCUCAUUCCUUAGGGAUUCGUGAGAAUUGCUCUUUUGAUUUGUUUGGAUGAAAAUAGCCUUUCAUUCUUACGUAUCACUUCUCUACUACGUAGGGAAAUAAUUUCUUAACAAAAUUAAAACUUUUUACUCAUUAUGUAGAAGUGCAGCUAUCAGGAAACCACGGAGAAAUAAACUCGAUACUUUCAUCUACAAUUAAAAUAAGAACAGGGACAUUUAUCUUGAAGCUCCACCAUUUUGCACAAUAGCCUCUGUUUGCUUUUGUUAGUGAACACGUUGUGUAUUUUACACAUUGCAGUAUCAUAGCACUGUUACUAUGUGUAUUUAAGUUAAUCCCCAAUAGUUAAGGCUGUAGAAUUAUCAUGUAUUUCACAGUAUAAAUUCAGAAGGGAAAAAUGAAAUUCAUCCUCCUUUUAUAUUGCUUCCUGUCCUAAAUGUGUUAAAACUUCAUUUGAAAGCAUUCUCAAUUAUACCAGAAAACCAAAGGUGUUUUCAGCUUUUAUAAUUUGUAACUGCUGCAGUAAUUGUUACUGAACAGAUAGGAUUUCCCACAUUUUUCCUCCUUUUGCCUGUAAGCUACAGAUAGUGAGUAUGUUAUAAAAGUGCUAGACAAUUCCAAUGUGGACCCUUUCUUAAUAAGCUUGUUGGCUUAAUAGCGGAAAGAGGAAGAGAUUAUAUGGUGCAGUUUCAUAAUUUGUUCUGGUUUCAGCUUGAAAUACAAAAACUGAAGUCAAGAUAUCUGCAUUGAACUGUUCAUUUCAGUCAUGCAGGGGAGAAAGUGGCACUUCUCAUUUACAUCUGGAGUUGGGUACAAGGUAGAAUUCCCUAAGCGCAAACAUUUCCAGCUUUCUUCCUCAGCUUCUGUGAGAGCAGUGAUUCUUUAUGAUCUGUGUUCAUAGCUUCAGUAGGAAUUGUGAUUUUAACAAGGUAAUUUGACUUCAAUACUGUUUAAUCAUUCAGUUGUAACUUUAAGUUUCUGUUUAUGAUCCUAAAUUCCUUUUUUUUAUAAAAAAAAAGAAAAAAAGGUAAUCACACACCUUUCUGGAUGAAGAGAGCCCUUUUUCUUCAAAAAUAGGAGAUGUCCUGGAGCAGAUAGAAUCCUGUGCCGUGGACUCUGGAAUCAAAGUAAGGUGUUGUGUUCCCUCUCUCCCUCCUUUCAGAUUAAG
Molecule: messenger RNA, 4818 nt
Organism: Centrocercus urophasianus (Greater sage-grouse)
Lineage: Eukaryota; Metazoa; Chordata; Aves; Galliformes; Phasianidae
Gene: PITPNM3
Product: PITPNM family member 3
Exons: 23
Coding region: 597-3200 (867 amino acids)
Biological process (GO): phospholipid transport
Cellular component (GO): cytoplasm
Molecular function (GO): phosphatidylcholine intramembrane carrier activity; phosphatidylcholine binding; phosphatidylinositol transfer activity
Source: RefSeq, a predicted model, not a curated record